Trichoderma aggressivum f. europaeum is the source of this 1386-nucleotide messenger RNA. RefSeq lists its product as uncharacterized. The record is from RefSeq and is a predicted model, not a curated record. The coding region runs from base 1 to 1386 and encodes 461 amino acids. Lineage: Eukaryota; Fungi; Ascomycota; Sordariomycetes; Hypocreales; Hypocreaceae. Gene Ontology annotation, molecular function: epoxide hydrolase activity. Gene Ontology annotation, biological process: epoxide metabolic process. The transcript is spliced from 3 exons.
AUGGCUCAGCCUGCCGAGGCAGCAGGCGCCGCCGCUUCGGUGGAUGAAGACAUCAAAGAGUACAAGAUUCACGCAUCGAGCAAGUACCUCGAUUUUACGCGGCAGAAGCUCGAACUAGCUCGGCUUCCUCGCGAAGUUCCCGACGCGAACUCGAGGGCGUGGUGGGAUCCGAAGCCAGCGCUGGAACCGCUCAUCGACUAUUGGCUUGAGCACUUCACUUGGAGAGAGCAUGAAAAGGAAAUCAAUGCCUCGGUCCCGCAGUUCAGGAUCAGCAUCCAAACAUCUGCCACAGAAGGGCCUACGAGGAUGCAUUUCAUUCACGCGCGCUCGCGGCAUCCAGACGCCGUGCCUUUGCUCUUAAUCCCGCCGUUUCCAUUUUCCAAUUUGUCAUUCCGCCACAUCACCGAUACCUUUACGGAUCCUGCCGAUGCAAACACCAACCAACCCUUCCACCUUGUUAUGCCAUCGCUCCCUGGGCUGGGCUUCAGCGAUUCUCUGCCUAAAAACGUCCAGGUCGUCUCCAAAACCUCUGAGAUGCUUGACAUCCUCAUGAGGCGACUAGGAUACAGGCAUUACCUCGCGACUAACUCUGGGUCAUCCAUUACCCCCCAAGGUGGAAUCGACUGGAAAAUUCUCACACAUCUGGCUGCCAAUCAUCUGGAUUCUUGCCUUGGUGUCCACUUGGUAUCGCCGCCAUUGCAAGCUCCAAAGGCAUUGAAAUCGCCGGUCGAAUGGCUGAAAUUGACUCUGGCAAAGGCCCUGCAAACUCCCAUUCUCGGGUAUACAAAGGAAGACGUUGCGGCCCUCCAGAAGAACAAUCCAGAAAGAGCCAGGAUAUCCACCACGGAUACUGCCUCGUCAUUUGGAAUAGGUGCAUACGAUCCAAAUACGCUGGCAUACGCACUUUGCGAUUCUCCGACCGGGCUUUUGGUCUUUUUCCUGGCCAUAGUUAGGAUAUUAGGGUCCGAGAAGGAGUUUACUUCAUUAGAACUCGUCACAAUGACCAAGCUGACUUGGCUUCCGGGCCCGGAAGGGACGCUGAGGCUAUUGGCAGACAAUCAUCUCUCAGUAAGGGAUGAUGCAGAGCCAAAAUCGGCAAGGAAGCCCAAAGCUUCCAUCACAGUGUUCCUGGCUGAUGAUGUCGCGAUUCAGAACGGAUCGAUCUCAGCUCGGGAUGGCGUUUCGCCACCAUCGGUCAGUCCCUACGUAUGCCCCAGCUGGGCCAAGCAGCACUAUGAGGUAGUUUCGACUGCCCGAGUUGAGGGAAAGCAGGGACUGCUGGCUUGGGAGCGACCACAAGUGAUUGCCGACGGUGUAAGCAAUCUUGCCAAAGCACUGCUCGCCGUGGACAAGAGACUCUAUGGAGCUGGGAACAGAACGGCUUAG